AUGCGAAAUACAUUCAUACAUCGCUAUUAUCUAAAUCAUCAUGAAAAAUAUUUAUCAUCAGUAGCCAAUAUUCCUAUUCUAGUUUGUCUGUAAUCAAGGCUAACCCAUCAUAUUCUAUUUAUAGGAUUUCAGUACAGAAUCAACGUUCCGAUUACGCGCCAACCAGGUCAAGUCGACAUUUUUAUUUUUAGAACAGGGCAACGACCGUCAACAGAAGGAACGUUAACGGAGAAGGUUGACUUGAUGCUGAUUACUUCCUGUUAAUACACAGAGAGCAUUUUAAUUAUUCAUUCCAAUACAUAAUAGUAACCAAUUCGUCACAACUCGGCUGAUUCUAAAGUAACGGACUGUCCCGAGGAUUGCCGAUUGAAUAGUAACCUAUAAUUCUUGAUAUGAAGGAUAAGAAUGACUGAAAACGAGGGUCUAGUUGUACAGAAAUUAUUAGAAGGGUCUCAUAUCAAUGCGCAUGGAGGGCGUGAAAUAGUCAAUGCGGAUGUAGGUAGUGAAAUAGCCAAUGCGCAUGUAGGCGGUGAAAUAGCCAAUGCAGCAAAAACUGAUGUCAAAGGGUCAUGUACCAAUGAAGACAAAACCUCUGAUCUCAAUAAAGACUUGAAGGUGAAGGAUUCAAUGCAUGCUCAGCAGCAAGUGUUAGACACUGGUAUUAAAUCAUUAACAUUUAACUCGGAAGUCAUUGAUGAUUGUUCAAUAGCGACGAGAGACAAUGCUAACAUAAAUGAUUGGAAAGGUUUCCAGGACGGAGACAGAUCCGAAAAAAAUAUAGAAAACACUGAUUCAUGUGAAAGUGAGACGACUUCUUUGUGCGGAAGCACUUCCGGAAAAAGCAUCGGAAGUAGUAAUUUGUCAGAAAAGGAUGACAUAGUAAUAAUUUCAGCAGACGAUACUCUAAAUAGGACAGGUUCAUUGACUGGAAAAGACAUUGAAUCAAAAACAUUUCCUCCCCGGCCUUCAAAGAAUGCUAAAAGAGUUAAGAAGAUCUACCCUGAUGGACAUAUACUCUGUAAAAUAUGUGGUGACAAAGCUUCCGGUUUCCAUUAUGGAGUCUUUUCAUGUGAAGGAUGCAAGGGGUUCUUCAGAAGGACAGUCCGCCAGAAGUUAACGUAUAAACCAUGUGCCAAUGGUGAUAAGAAAGGAUGUCUUAUCAUGAGGAUUAGCCGAAACCGAUGUCAGUACUACCGUAUGAAGAAAUGUUUCGAUGCAGGAAUGUCACACGAAGCUGUUAGAUUGGGAAGAUGUCCAAAGAAAGAUAAGCCGUCCAGAUUUAACUUAUUUAAAAUUUCAUCAAACGAGAAUCAUGACAGAAUUGAUAUCGAUAAGCAGAUAAAGACAGAGGAAUUGAUUUUAAAAAUUCAUGAUAGUUUUAUGGCAGCAAACAAAGAGUUUCACGCAUUGACAUGUCGUUACCAGCAGUCAAAGGUUCUGGAGGUCAAAUGCGAGAACGAUACCAAGAUUUUGUGUUCUAGAUACUUGCCAGCCAUUGUCCACUUCAGAACGUUAUUUGCGCGAGAUUUGACUCCAUUUAAAAAAAUAGAUGUGCAUAGUCAGCGAAAUCUUGUGAAAGAGAGAUUAUUGGAAAUCGCUGUCAUUCAUUCGAUAUAUUGGAACGAUGAAACUACUUUCGGUAAAAUAUUGGACCGUUUUGGAUACAUCGUAGAUAUUCUGAAUUGCGAACAGUAUGGUAUUUUUGGUCAAUUUCUACUAGAUAUGUUCUACUCAGUUCAAAAAUUAAAAAAGUUGGAAUUGACUGACGUUGAAUUGUCUGUGAUGGCUGCCAUGGUGUUGUUUUCACCAGAUCGACCUGGACUGGAUAUUUAUAAGAACACAUUCCUACUGGAACAAAUGGAAGAUAUUUUGUGUCUUGCGUUAAAAAGUCAAUUUGCUCAAAAUCAUGAUAACUGUGAACAACUUUUUACAAAAAUUGUUGAAGUUCUAAUAAACUUACGGACUAUUUAUGGGGUGUAUUUAGAAAUAAUUCUCAACUCACAAAUAGACAUUGUCGACGUGUCAUAAACUAAGCGCAAGAAUCAAUGUAUGAUAUACGAAUGUAGAGAUUAAAUAUUUCCGAAAGUCAGGAUGCACAAAACAAUUCAAACUUCCGGUAGUAUAAAUGAACAAUUCAUUUAUAUUUCAUUGUUUUUGCGCAUUUUAUUUAUUUAUUUAUCGAGACACUACACUUACGAUAAUACGGAAGUUCCGAGAUAGUUUCUCCGGGUCCGAUCUCGUUUUAUAUACAAAAGUCACAUGCUUACAAUGUAUUUCAAACAUUUAUCUUUCGAUGAGACAAACGAGGCAAAUACCAAGGAAAUUCCAUGCUGUACAAAUGUGUAGCCACCAAUUGCAACGGGCGCAGGACAUUUGAGCGAAAAAUUUUGAACUAUUAGCGGACAUUUGAGCGCCGACAUUAGAGCCCAUUUUUACGCCGGAUAAAUCCGUUCAACUGUAUUUUCGAUAGCCAAUUUUAGCGAAAACGUGGUUGAAUAAUACUCACUAAGCUUUGGGCGGAAGUUCAUAGUAAUUCACACUAACAAAUAAGAGUUCAGAGCCGUUCGUUGCCCAUUGUAAUGAGCAAUGUAAUAUAGUUGUCACCCAGACAUUAGCAUUUUUCUUGAUUCUAUUAUCAAAUUGCAAACAACAACAUAUAUAAAAAUACGAAGUAUAGACGAAUGUGCACCAAAAUAUAGACAAGAUAAAGAGAAAGAACAGUUCCUAACGUAAUUCAACAGUAUUGUACAUUGGGUUUAUCCAGAGCCCAUUACAUACGUUCUCUAGGAAAUAAAUUCCAGGCUAGAACGAACUUUUAAAAUUUGAUUAAAUCUUGUAGACAUUUAGUGCUGUAUUGUAAUGGACAUAAUAUGUUUUCUAUUGUGCUGUUUUGGGUAUUGAAAGGUUUUUUUCUAUAUUAUGCAUUUGUGUAUAUUAUAAUGGGUUAAAAAUAUAUUGCUAAAAUGGGCAUUGACAAUUUCAAUUUUCGCUAAAAUGGGUUAAAAAUCAGGCACUACUUUGGCGCUAAAACGUCCGAUAAUUUUCGCUAAAAUGUCCUCCGCCGAUUGAAACAGCCACUUUCUCGUAAUUCCCAUAUGCUCGUUGACAUUUGCUCAUGAUAUCAGAUUGUAUGCUUUUAUAAAUGUUUGAUGCUUAUCAAGUUAAAUAAUAUGAUCAUAUGAAAUUAUUAUUAUUUUAUAGUGUUUUACAAACCUGUAUAUAUAUUGCUACGUUUAAUAUGAACAAUUAUGAUAGUAUGUGUAUCUCCAAGUGACGAGGGCCUCAAAAUGUUGUUACCUAUAGACAUAAAUAAAUUGAUUCAAAUUUGUCA
This is a messenger RNA of Mytilus trossulus (common blue mussel), 3331 nucleotides long. RefSeq names its product ecdysone-inducible protein E75-like. Lineage: Eukaryota; Metazoa; Mollusca; Bivalvia; Mytilida; Mytilidae. Gene Ontology annotation, biological process: cell differentiation; positive regulation of transcription by RNA polymerase II; negative regulation of transcription by RNA polymerase II. Gene Ontology annotation, molecular function: nuclear receptor activity; RNA polymerase II cis-regulatory region sequence-specific DNA binding; zinc ion binding. The record is from RefSeq and is a predicted model, not a curated record. The coding region runs from base 406 to 2028 and encodes 540 amino acids. The transcript has 7 exons.